CCCUAUGCUUUUGUGAUUAUCACGCUACUAUAAACCAAAUACAACUACUCUCCAAUUCAUCCCCAACAACUAAUGUCGAUACCAUGUGAUGUCAUAUUAGACGUACUACUUCUCCUGCCCGUCAAGUCAAUUUUGCGCUUCAGGAGUUUAUCCAAAUAUUUUUGCCGUAUGAUCGACUGUCCAACUUUCAUCGACUUCCAUCUCAAUCAUUCUUCGAAAACAGGCAGCAACCGCAGUCUCAUGGUUAAUGAUGUUACGGCAGGUACUGGUUCCAUCUACCAAAUUGAUUUAGACUCUCCCGGAUCACACGCUGUAGAGCUCGCCCUUCCCUUCCAGCGCGUGCCCUUUCCUUUAGUGGACGGUUUCAAGCCUAGAUGCGGCGAAAUAUUUGGAUCUUGUAAUGGUUUGGUUGCUUUACGCGAUGACGAGGGUAUCACAUUGUGGAAUCCAUCGACCGCGAAGCACCGAGCCGUACCAAAGUUCUGGACGGGAUUUGUUUGGUUGGAAGGAUUCGGGUACGAUGCAAUUGCUAAGGACUACAAAGCGAUCAUUAUUAGUAAGGAAGAUAAUGAAAAACAUCUUAGAGUUAUGGUUUACAGCUUGAAAGCCGACUCAUGGCGACGGAUUGAGGAUCUUUACACUCCGACAACAGAGCAUUUCUGGACUUAUUAUCCAAAAUUGUAUUCAGCUUUAGUUGGUUCCUCCCUGCAUUGGGCAGUUGUUCCCCGCAGCGGACAUGAUCUGCUCAAUAAUAUAAUCCUAGCGUUUGAUCUUAGUACUGAAAAGUUCAGGGAGGUGCCGAGUCCUAAAGUAGAAAUUGAAGGAGUAAAAAUCUUGAAAAAGGUUAUGGAGCUUGGAGGGUGUCUCAGCUUGACCUAUGAUUGCCACCACCGUAGUCGUCAGAAUAAUUGGCUUUAUGGCGAUAUCUGGAUUAUGAAAAAAUAUGGAGUGGAGUCGUCUUGGACUAGAUUAUUCACUAUACCUUUCUGUUUCUAUCCCAAGGCAACACCUUUGUGCUUUACGAACAAGGGUGAUAAGGUUUUAUUGUUCUGUGAGGAUGGGAUUCGGAUAUUAUUUUUCUGGUAUGAUCUCAAAAGUUCAGAUACACAGAGAAUUUUCCCCUUCAGAUUGCCGGGGACUGGGAAUACAAAGUACGUCUGUGUGACAAGGGCUUCAAUUAUUUGUACGAGAAGCCUUGUUCCACUUCAUGCACAUGUUUAAUCUAUUUCUAUUUCUGUUUGUGUGAUUUGUUAUUUUAUUUGCUAUGAAUUGAAUUGAUGAUUUUCCUAAAAUUAAAAGCAAUUUCAAAUGAAUACACACUUGCAUCUCAA
Molecule: messenger RNA, 1331 nt
Organism: Mercurialis annua (annual mercury)
Lineage: Eukaryota; Viridiplantae; Streptophyta; Magnoliopsida; Malpighiales; Euphorbiaceae
Product: F-box protein CPR1-like
Exons: 1
Coding region: 73-1221 (382 amino acids)
Molecular function (GO): protein binding
Source: RefSeq, a predicted model, not a curated record